Molecule: messenger RNA, 425 nt
Organism: Chaetura pelagica (chimney swift)
Lineage: Eukaryota; Metazoa; Chordata; Aves; Apodiformes; Apodidae
Product: myeloid-associated differentiation marker homolog
Exons: 2
Source: RefSeq, a predicted model, not a curated record
GGUCAAACUGCCCCGUUUUUAGCCACCCCCCCAGGGAUGCUCAAAGUGGUCCAGACCUUCCUCUCCCUCCUCCUCCUCAGUUUGGCAGCAGAACAAGGGGCUGGGAAAGGUCCUGAGGGUUGGAAAUGGUGCCUGGGGAUCUAUUGUGUCUCCUUCGUUUUGGGGGUGUCGGUGGUUUUGGGGUGCCUGGGGGGGUGGUUGGGGGUCUAUGCAGGGUUGGGGGUCGUGGCUUAUGGGGCUGCUGCUGUUUUGUGGCCCCUCUACGGGUUCCGGGAGGAGAUGGGGGGGCAGGAGAGGAGACCCCCCGGGUGCCCCCCCUCGUGCCCCUGGGACAGGAGGGUGUUGGUGGCUUUGGGGACGGCCCUGAACUUGGUGGCUUAUGGGGUGGAUUUGGUGCAGACGGGGAGGCUGGUGCUGCUGAGGGG